CCGGGGGCGCCGAGGCCGGGCCGUGGGUUUCAGCGCAAAUGCCGGUUUGUGACGGAAGGGCGAGGCUGGCGUCUGCACAGCGUGCAGGCUUCUGCCUUGAAGGCUGGCGGGUCGGGAUUCCCAGCCCCUCAGGCAGAUCGUUUUCACCUCAGAGCCGGCCUCGCCGCGGCACAGCGCGCCGGCACCCCUCGGCAGAGAGGAAGAACAUUUUUUCAUCUAUAGUUUGGAAGCUAAGUUAAUAACAAAAUGAAGUCAGCAAAGCAUCUUUUGACCACUACUCAGAAUUUGGCAAGUGUUCCAGAAUUAACUAAUAAAAAAAGGCUACUUAACUUACCAAUGUCACCUAUGCCAAAGAAAAAACUCAGUCCCAAAUUAGUACAUGAUAAAAUUGAACCAAUGGUCCUAAGAUCUCCACCAACAGGAGAAUCUGUUGUACGAUAUGCUUUACCUAUUCCAUCAAGUAGGACAAAGGACUUGAUAACAGAAGAUGAAGCGAUCAGGAAAAUUAUCAGACAUCUGAAGAUGGUAGUUUCUAGUUUGGAAGAAACCUAUGGAUUUAACAUUGAAAAUGCAGAAAAACUAUUUGUGAAACCUGAAAAGGAAGAAUUAUCUUUAUCUGUUGGGGGUGAUCUGAGUUCGUUCUUGGCAUGUUGUUCACAGUUUGCAACUCAGGUUGAAGAAGCAGUUAAGGAAGAACGUAAUAUUUUGGAAUCUCUUUUUAAGUGGUUUCAAUGGCAAGUCAAUCAGAUGGAGGAGAUAAGUAAAGAUCAAACUCUUUUAGAACCAGAACUUCCAGCACCUGACAAAACUAUCAGUUUAAGUAUUGCACAAAUAGUAAGACGUGUACAAAAACUUGAAGAACUGAGAAGUCGCUUGACACAGGGGUCUAAAUACUCCUUCAAAGCCAUGUUGUCUAAGCCCAUGGAUAAAGAAAAUCUAUCAAAAGAAGGGGAAGGUUAUGAAACUAUACGGCAGAAAAUUGAAGAAUUCAUAAAAACCCACUCAACCGAAGAAUCCGUAGAUGCUUCUGCAAUGGAACCACAAACUGCUCAUUCACUGACUCAUCGAUUGAAUACCAUGUUGAAAAUAUUUGAAAACCAGUCCAAUAUGUUGGACAGAGCUCUAAAUGAUCAAAGUUUGCUUGAGGCUAAAUACAAACAGAUGCAAAGUAAUUUUGAAGUAUUAUCAGAGGAGAAACUGAUGCUAGAAAUUGAACUACAAAAGUUGAAGGAUAUAGAGAAAACAAAGCCUGCACAUGAUCGAGCAAAGAAAACUGCCAAAACAGAGAAGAAAAAAGACAAAAGAAAAUCCGAGGAUUCAGAAGGGAAGAUGUCUCCGGACAAAGAACUUAAAAUAAAAGAGGAUUUGCUUCAAGUCCAGAAAGUAGCAUGUGCUCUGGAAAUUGAGAACAAAGUCCUAAAGGAACGACUCAAACAGGCUUUACAGGAAGCUGAAAGAGCUAAGCAUCAACUCGACCAUUUCCUAAAUCAAGAGAAGGAGUUACUUAAAAGUGAGGGAAAGACAACAAUGAAAAUGAGUAACAGUCAAGUAAAAGUUAAAGGUGAAGAUAAAAAAAAUGUACCAUUGGAGAAAGAAAUAAGUAAAGCAGUAGUUUCAGAUUCAGGUGGACAAAAGGCAACUAUUAUCAUCCCAGAACAUCCACAGAUCUCAGUUAUCCAAAGCGGAAGACCUGUUGAAGAAAGGUAA
Microcebus murinus (gray mouse lemur) is the source of this 1707-nucleotide messenger RNA. The record is from RefSeq and is a predicted model, not a curated record. Lineage: Eukaryota; Metazoa; Chordata; Mammalia; Primates; Cheirogaleidae.